Messenger RNA from Clunio marinus, 273 nucleotides. NCBI's taxonomy places the organism in Eukaryota, Metazoa, Arthropoda, Insecta, Diptera, Chironomidae. The record is from the annotation of a GenBank genome assembly.
AUGACGAGUUCAAAGAAACUUUAUGAAUGGAUAAGAGAAAGAAAUUAUCUGUUUCGAGAUGUUCCAGACAUAAAAAAUAAAGGUGAUCGUCAUCUCUGUAAACCUUUUGUAAGUCAAUAUUCAUUCCAUUUGAUCAAAGAAAAGAACGGAAAAAGAAAGGAUUUCUUUGUUUUUGACAAGGCGAAAGCAGAAAAUGAGACGAUAAAACGGAUAUUUCGUGUGCUACUUUGUAAUUUAAUCAUUCCGGUAAAUAAGGAAUUCCGGAGAUAUUGA